This is a messenger RNA of Trichosurus vulpecula (common brushtail), 3843 nucleotides long. RefSeq names its product microtubule affinity regulating kinase 4 (gene MARK4). The transcript has 18 exons. Bases 195 to 2255 code for a protein of 686 amino acids. Gene Ontology annotation, molecular function: protein binding; tau-protein kinase activity; ATP binding. NCBI's taxonomy places the organism in Eukaryota, Metazoa, Chordata, Mammalia, Diprotodontia, Phalangeridae. Gene Ontology annotation, cellular component: cytoplasm. Gene Ontology annotation, biological process: microtubule cytoskeleton organization; protein phosphorylation; intracellular signal transduction. The record is from RefSeq and is a predicted model, not a curated record.
GGGUGCCCUCCCUCAGCCCCGGCCCCCAGUCCCCCAGCCCGGGGCCGGCUCCCGGAGCUGGGGGGCCGCCCUUCUCGGGACCCCGGCGUCCGGGGCCCCCCAGCCUUUGUGUGGGAGGGAGCGGCCGGCGGUCCGGGGGGCAGGGCCAAGGCCGGGGCCGGGGGGGUCCUCCCCCCCGGACCCCGCAGGAGAAGAUGUCUUCGCGGACCGCGCUGGCUCCGGGCAACGACCGGAAUCCCGACUCGCAUGGAACCCUGAGCAGCGGUAGGUCCUCAGACAAGGGUCCCUCUUGGUCCAGUCGCUCACUGGGUGCCCGCUGUCGGAACUCCAUUGCCUCGUGCCCGGAGGAGCAGCCCCAUGUCGGUAACUACCGGCUUCUUCGGACCAUUGGGAAAGGGAAUUUCGCCAAAGUCAAACUGGCCCGGCACAUCCUCACUGGGAGAGAGGUUGCCAUCAAGAUAAUCGACAAAACCCAGCUCAACCCCAGCAGCUUGCAAAAGCUCUUCCGAGAGGUCCGAAUCAUGAAAGGCUUAAAUCACCCCAACAUCGUGAAACUGUUCGAAGUCAUUGAGACGGAGAAAACCCUGUACCUGGUCAUGGAGUAUGCCAGUGCUGGGGAGGUGUUUGACUACCUCGUGUCCCAUGGCCGCAUGAAGGAGAAAGAGGCAAGAGCCAAGUUUCGGCAGAUCGUCUCCGCUGUGCAUUACUGUCACCAGAAAAACAUCGUACACCGGGAUCUGAAGGCAGAGAACCUGCUGCUGGAUGCAGAGGCCAACAUCAAAAUCGCCGACUUUGGCUUCAGUAAUGAGUUCACACUGGGCUCAAAACUGGACACCUUCUGUGGAAGUCCCCCUUAUGCAGCCCCGGAGCUAUUCCAGGGCAAGAAGUAUGAUGGGCCUGAGGUGGACAUCUGGAGCCUAGGGGUCAUUCUCUACACACUGGUCAGCGGCUCCUUGCCCUUUGAUGGCCAUAACCUUAAGGAGCUCCGGGAGCGAGUCCUGAGGGGCAAGUACCGGGUCCCCUUCUAUAUGUCCACAGACUGUGAGAGCAUCCUCCGAAGGUUCCUGGUACUAAACCCAGCCAAACGGUGUACCCUUGAGCAAAUCAUGAAGGACAAGUGGAUUAACAUUGGCUACGAGGGAGAAGAGCUGAAGCCGUACACUGAGCCUGAGGAGGACUUUGGAGACCCCAAGCGCAUCGAGGUAAUGGUGAGCAUGGGCUAUACUCGGGAAGAGAUCAAAGAGGCCUUGACGAGCCAGAAGUACAAUGAGGUCACAGCCACCUACCUCCUGCUGGGCAGGAAGAGUGAGGAGGGUGGGGAUAGGGGAGCCCCUGGGCUGGCUCUGGCUCGAGUUCGAGCACCCAGUGAGGCAGCCAACGGCCCCAGCAAAAGUUCCAGCUCCAGCCAGAACAAAGGCCAGAGGAGUUCUUCGUCGACCUACCACCGGCAGCGUCGGCAUAGCGAUUUCUGUGGCCCCUCUCCAGCGCCCCUGCACCCUAAACGUAGCCCGACGAGUACGGGAGAGACAGAGCUGAAGGAGGAGCGGCUACCAAGUCGAAAGACCAGCUGCAGCACGGCUGGGGGUGGCAGUCGAGGCCUGCCCCCGGCCAGCCCCAUGGUCAGCAGUGCCCACAACCCCAACAAAGCUGAGAUCCCAGAGCGGCGCAAAGACGGUUCAGGCACACCUAAUAACCUCCCCCCUAGUGUGAUGACACGCCGGAACACAUACGUAUGUACGGAGCGUCCUGGGAGUGAGCGCCCUUCUCUGCUGCCCAACGGGAAGGAGAACAGCUCGGGCCCUCCUCGAGUUCCCCCAGCUUCCCCCUCGAGCCACAGCUUGGCACCCCCAGGGGGUGAGAGAAGCCGCCUGUCCCGGGGCUCCACCAUCCGCAGUACCUUCCAUGGUGGUCAGGUGCGGGACCGGCGGGCAGGGGGCGGAAGUGGGGUCCAGAAUGGGCCACCUGCCUCACCCACCCUGGCCCACGAGGCCACGCCUCUGCCCACUGGGCGACCUCGACCCACCGCCAACCUCUUCAGCAAGCUCACCUCCAAACUGACCCGAAGGGUCACCCUCGACCCCUCUAAACGGCAGAACUCUAACCGCUGUGUGUCUGGGGCGUCUCUGCCCCAGGGAUCCAAGAUCAGGUCGCAGACCAACCUGAGAGAAUCGGGGGACCUGAGGUCACAGGUCGCCAUCUACCUUGGGAUCAAGAGGAAGCCACCCCCCGGCUGCUCCGAUUCCCCUGGAGUGUGAAGUUGACGAGCUCCCGCCCACCGGAGGCCCUCAUGGCAGCCCUUCGCCAGGCCACUGCGGCCGCCCGAUGCCGCUGCCGCCAGCCCCAGCCCUUCCUGCUGGCCUGCCUGCACGGUGGGGCCGGCGGUCCGGAGCCCCUGUCCCACUUUGAGGUGGAGGUGUGUCAGCUGCCUCGGCCGGGCCUCCGGGGCGUCCUCUUCCGCCGGGUGGCGGGCACUGCCCUGGCCUUCCGCACGCUGGUCACCCGCAUCUCCAACGACCUGGAGCUCUGAGACUGGCAGUCCCCCUCCGCCAGAGACUUUGAGGGGAUCAGGGGGAAGGGGAGCCCCCACGCCCCACUGAAGAGCUCGGCUCCCCCUUGUCCUUCUUCCACUCCACUCACGCUGGUAUUGGGGAGGGGGGAAGAACGCUGGAGGGGUGGCCACCAUACUUAUUCUAGUCUUUUUGAGCUGGAAAAAGCCUUAGAGACCAUCAAGUUCCACCCUUCCCAUUUUACUGAAGGGGAAACUGAGUUUUGGGGAGGGGAAGGGCCUUGCCCAAGGCCAGCUGGUUGGGGGUCCUUAGAACCCAGCUUUCCUGCUUCCCUCUUCAUUCUCCCACACCAAAGCCCAGCACCGCUCCUAUCCCGCCCAACCCUUCCGUUCCUUGGAAUGAGGCAUUGAAGCAGAGGUGGGGUCAGUCGCACAGGUCCUUGCGAAGUCAGGUUCCUGUCCAGCGCAAUGGCCUGGGAGGCAGGAGCUCUAGGUUUUCCUUCCUGAUUCUCACUCUUUUGACCUUGGACAAAUCACUGUAGGCCACGUUUUUCCUCUUGGGACAAAGGAGGGAGUUAGACUAGCUUGGUCUCUAGGGUAUCUCCUAGCUCUAUCCCCAAUUUUUUUUGGGGGGAGGCAGCUGGAGGGAACCUUGUAGAACCUAGAUUCCCUACUCUUUCUACGAUGGGUUGCCAGAGACUUUGCAGGAAAGCUGGGGGCUGGGGUGGGGAACGGGGUCAGUUAUAAAGAAGGACAGGGCUCCUGUCUGCCCGGUCCACCCCCCACCCCCCACCCCCCAUCCACCAACAAGAUCUCCCAUGGGACUGAACUUUGGACUGGGUGGCAAAUUGGCUGUGAAGGCCAGGUACAGCAUCCUAGGAGGAACUUGGCUAUAGGGGAAGUCCCCCCACCCCCAGCCUGAGGGCUUUCCCUUCCCUUUCUUUCCCUCUAAAAACCACCUCAGGUGCCCAAAACUGAUUUGGAUUGGACUCUCUAUGGGGCGAAGUUCUCAAAUUCUCCCCCUUCCGUUACCUGGUGUGAGAGCUUUGUGGGGAGGGAAGACUGAAGAGGGGAGCUGGGAGGACUGCGGGCCUCCUCUCCUUCUGUCCUCCCUCCCCCUGCUUCCACCCACCAAUCAGACACCUUCUCCCUUCCUCUUUUCCCUGGCACUUUGUACAAAUCCUUGUAAAUACAUCCUCUCUCCUGCUUCCCAACCUCCCCUCAUCCUAUCCGCCAAGGGAGCUGCCUCCAGUUUUUAAGUUAUUAUAUCCCUGGUCCCCCCAGCCCGGCCCUGGCCCCUGCCGCCUGUUACCAAUAAAAUUAGGAGAUUCCCCCUG